Molecule: messenger RNA, 978 nt
Organism: Naegleria gruberi
Lineage: Eukaryota; Heterolobosea; Eutetramitea; Acrasida; Naegleriidae
Exons: 1
Coding region: 1-978 (325 amino acids)
Source: RefSeq, a predicted model, not a curated record
AUGUUACCACAAGAGUUUUGUAAAAUUCCAAUCCAUGGUGAGAAUUCCCAUAUGGUUCUUUCAUUGAUCAUUGUUUCAGAUACGGAGGCAAAACUUGCUCUCAGCGCUCAAGAUUCGCCUGCUUUCUUCCACUCUGCAAGUAUUACAGGGUCAAUUUUCAAGAAUUCUUUGGAAGAGGCGAGAGAAAUUAUUUCGGUUGGAAGUGCUGGAAAGUUGGUUGUUAUGAGACAGAAUCAUGAGAUGGUUAAUUUGUGUAAGAAGGAAGAUCAGGAAUGUAAAAUUACAUUUUUCAAGCAAAACGAAUCGAUUCAGAAUGCAAUGGAAUAUGUUGUUAGAAACUUGACGAAACCGUAUUUGAACUCUGAUUGGAUUUUGAUUAUGAAGUGUGCAGGUACUGAUAUGGGGUAUGAUAGUAUUCAUUGGACAACUGGAUCAACUUUGAACAGUGAUAAAAGAAAUGAUCUGUUCGAAGGACUUUCGGCUAAAUAUCCAGAAUUCAAUUUGAUGCAAGUCAAUGAAUUACUAUUGGUAACUCCAAAUGGACAAGCUCAUCUAGUUCUCAAAGAAGCAAAAACCAUGCUAGAACGUUUCCAAUCCAACAAGACAGAAAUUGCCCAUUUAAGGAAAGGUCAAGAUCCUCUAUCUUUGGCAAGUGGCUUUGAAAUGGCCAAUUUUAUGGUUCCAAAGUCUCCUUAUUGGAAAAUCAAUGCAUAUUCCAACAAAUAUCCCGAAACUUUCAAAGCAAGAAUCGGAGGUUUCUUUUCCUAUCAAUGGAAUAGCUCCGAUUACGGAGUUGAUACUCUAAACUUUCCAGGAAGUGCAGAAAUCGCAGGAAUUGGCAUUACAGACAAAGUUUUUAACCCAUUCUGUCCUGCCAGAAGCUUUGGAGUGAGACAAGCUCACGACAGUGACUCCUUGCCAAGUGGCGGACAAACCAGUGGAGAAGUUCACAUUUAUGCAAGAUUGGUUAAUCAAUAA